AUGCUCGUAACACCGAGAAUUUUAGGUCGAUCUGUGGACAGGUGCUUGAAACAGCAUACAUCUCUAUAUGCCAUGAAGUCUUUUAGCAAACAAACUGCCAUUCACAACUUGGUAGAUGAAGAGCAAACUUUGGAUAUUGCCGCAAACUGCUUAAGAUAUGGAGCAGUUAUUGCCUUACCCACAGAUACAGUCUAUGGCUUGGCUUGCGAUGCAAACAACGAAAAAGCAAUUCAAAAGUUGUAUGAUAUCAAGGGGCGAGAAUUCCACAAACCUGUAGCGAUAUGUGUUGCGAAUCUGAAAGCCUUGCGGAAAUAUGGACGGGCCGAACAUCUUAGUGAGCAACUGCUGUCUAAAUUAUUGCCGGGGCCUAUCACAAUCGUUAUAGAGAGAACGAAAUAUCUACAUAAUCCCUUCCUUAAUCCAAACACUAGCAAAAUAGGCAUACGCAUUCCAGACUUUCCUUUUAUUCAAAAGCUGUGCGCUAUAUUCCACGAACAACCAUUAGCUCUAACAAGUGCAAAUAAGUCAUCUGAACCAAGUAGUCUUCAUAUUAACGAGUUCCAAAGCCUGUGGCCAUUGCUGGGAGGUGUUUUCGACGCUGGCCCAAUUGGUCUCUCAGAUGAACGAAGGUCUGCAUCGACUGUAGUUGAUUUGUCAAUGCCAGGACGAUAUAAAAUAGUACGGGAAGGUGUUGCCCUAAAAUAUACCAUUGAAGCCCUGCAUCAACAUGGACUUACCUCAAUUGAAUCGUCAUAGAUUUAUUUCGAAAACCUGUUUUAAUACUUGUACUAUUUUUGGUAUUGUGUUAUAUAGUUAGAGUUAUGAAUUAAAUAAAAGAUAUAUCUAUAAGAUAA
Molecule: messenger RNA, 854 nt
Organism: Stomoxys calcitrans (stable fly)
Lineage: Eukaryota; Metazoa; Arthropoda; Insecta; Diptera; Muscidae
Gene: Tcs1
Product: threonylcarbamoyl-AMP synthase
Exons: 1
Coding region: 1-756 (251 amino acids)
Biological process (GO): regulation of translational fidelity
Cellular component (GO): cytoplasm
Molecular function (GO): nucleotidyltransferase activity; tRNA binding; double-stranded RNA binding
Source: RefSeq, a predicted model, not a curated record